AAAAACUUGUUUUCGAAUACUGCACCAUUAUUUGAUGUGGAUAACAUAUAUUUAUCGUCCCAUCGUGUUUUGAAUCAAAAUGGUACACAUUUAAGAAAAUCGAGGAAAAUAAGGGUAAAUAGGGACAAGUACGAAAAAUGUAAGCAACGUCUCCGGAAAGACUUGUUUUCGAACACGACACCAUUAUUUGUUGUGGAUAACAUAUAUUUAUCGCACUAUCAUGUUUUAAAGCAAAAUGGUACACGCUUAAGAAAGUCGAGGAAAAUAAAGGUAAAUAGGGGCAAGUACGAAAAAUGUAAGCAACCGCCCUCUCGCACGCCGCCUUUGUGCACGCCGCUUUCGCACGCCUACUCCUUGGCGUAUUCGGUCUCUCUCGCACGCGCGCUGCACACAUUUUCUUUCGUGUGCGCAUCUUGCCCACCGCCUUCCUCUGACGCGUGUGCGCCCAGCAUUCCUAAGCCUAUGAGUGUUAGGCCUCCGCCCGCGUCCGCACUCCACUCGCGCGCUGGUGCGCGCGCCCCGCUGCUGUUGUCCUUCUCGCGCGCGUGUUGUCGCGCUGAUGCGGACACGGCGAGAAGACUCAAGAAUGCAACAAGUCGCGCGUGGCAUGCGCGAAGAAGGCUAAGGCUGUGUUUCCGGUGCGAGGAAAAGUACACACCGGGACAUCGAUGCAAGCAGAAUUACUUGAUCGAGUUUGUGGACUCGGAUGACGAGGAGCCGGUGCUCGAUGAUGAGGCCGAGAUCUCUGUACACGCCAUGGCGGGCACCAAGGGGCCGAGGACGAUGCGUUUGCCGGCGUGGGUGAAGGAUCAGCGAGUGACUGUGCUAGUGGACAAUGGGUCGUCGCACAACUUUAUUAAUGUGACGCAAUCUCACAAGCUUAAACUACCCACGUCCAUGGUCGAGCCACUCGAUGUACGGGUGGCUAAUGGAGAGAGACUGCGGUGCUCGAAGGUAUACCGAGGCGUGCCAAUCAAAUUCGAAGGAGUAACGGUAAAGGCGGACCUGUUUGCCUUACCGUUGGUAGGACCUGAUGUGGUGCUUGGUGUGCAAUGGCUCGAAGGGCUCGGUGACGUAACGACCAACUGUCGGAAGGGUGUGAUGAAGUUCGAGACCGAUGAUAGGUUGGUUACCUUGAAAGCGAGCGAGGGAUCGACCAAGGAGGUUGGUCUAAAAAACAUCGAGAAGGUGUGGCGAGGUGGUGGACAGUCCUCGACGAGCCCAAGGGGACUGCCGCCUCACCGAGAGUUCGACCACCGUAUACCCUUGGUCGAGGAAGGUCGAGCAGUGCACGUGCAUCCGUAUCGAUACGCACACUUCCAAAAGACGGAGAUCGAGCGACAGGUGGGUGAGAUGCUCGAUUCUGGGCUCAUCCAGCAUAGCUCGAGCCCGUUCUCGUCACCGGUGUUGCUCGCAAAGAAGAAGGACGGAACUUGGAGAUUUUGCAUGGACUAUCGCGCUCUCAAUGCGGCUACUGUGAAGGAUCACUUUCCCAUUCCGAGCGUCGACGACAUGCUGGAUGAGUUGGGUGGCGCGCAUUACUUCUCCAAACUCGACCUACGCGCGGGCUACCAUCAGAUCAGAUUGGCCAAGAAGGAUGUGCCCAAGACGGCUUUUCGCACGCACCAAGGGCACUACGAAUAUCUCGUGAUGCCUUUUGGUUUGUGCAAUGCGCCGUCGACAUUUCAGUUUGCGAGGAAUUCAAUCUUCAAGGAGUACCUUCGUAAGUUUGUGUUAGUAUUCUUUGAUGACAUUUUGGUGUACUCGAAAACAUGGACAGAUCAUCUCGAGCACUUGCGAGUUAUUUUGAAGAUUUUGGAGGCUAACCCAUUCUACAUCAAACCGUCCAAGUGCUCGUUUGCUCAAGAGGUGGUCGAGUACCUUGGGCACUUUAUUUCUCAUGAUGGCGUUAAGGUGGAUCCAAGGAAAAUCGAGGCGAUGGUGGGAUGGCCGAAACCCACGAGCUUGACGCAGUUGCAAGGGUUCCUUGGUCUCACGGGCUAUUAUCGAAAAUUCGUGAAGGACUAUGGAACCAUGGCAAAGCCACUUACGGAGAUGACGAAGAAGGGAGCAUUCAAGUGGGCGAAAGCGAGCGGAAAGGCUUUCGAGGAACUAAAGAAGGCCAUGACGACCGCACCCGUGCUCGCAAUGCCGAGGUUUGAUGUGUUGUUCGAGAUUCACUCGGAUGCGAGCGACAUUGGAAUCGGAGCGGUUCUAGUAAAGGAAGGACGACCCUUGGCUUAUCUCAGCAAGGCUCUCGGGCCGGCGCGCUUAGGGUUGUCCGCAUACGUAAAAGAGAUGCUAGCUGUGGUCGAGGCCGUGCGCGUAUGGAGGCCGUACUUGCUUGGGCGACGCUUUCGGAUUGUCACGGACCAGCAGCCACUGAAGCACUUGCUCGAGCAAAGGAACGUGACGCCCGAGCAGCAGAAGUUCAUAUCCAAAUUGAUGGGGUUCGACUUCGAGAUAGUGUAUCGGACCGGUCGCCAGAACACCGUGGCCGACGCAUUGUCUCGCCGAGAAGACGUGGCCGAGCUCGACGCAGUGACGGGGCCGACGUGGGCUGUUUGGACAGAGCUUUGGAAGGCGCAAGACAAGGAUGCGCAUUGUCAGGACGUGGUCGAGAAACUGAACGAGGGACGCGACAAGGACGAGGACCAUGACAUGCACGAUGGCUUGCUCCUUUAUCAUGGGCGAGUCGUCGUGCCCGAGGCGGGAUCUUUGCGCGAGGACAUCAUUCGGCACUUUCACGACUCGAAGUUUGGAGGACAUUCGGGGGUGUUCCGGACAUGGAUGAGGAUUGCGAGCACUUUUUAUUGGCCAGGGCUGAGGGGCGAUGUGCGCGACUACGUUGGGCGAU
Messenger RNA from Striga hermonthica, 2857 nucleotides. Lineage: Eukaryota; Viridiplantae; Streptophyta; Magnoliopsida; Lamiales; Orobanchaceae. The record is from the annotation of a GenBank genome assembly.